GGGUCGUCUGGGGCUGCCAUGUUCUCCCUGCCAUCCCUCCCCUCCUGGCUCCCUGGGCUCCCCUCCCUUGAGUGGGGCUCCUGCCUCUUGGAUGCCCUCCUGCAAGGUGAGCGCCUCCCCCACUCCCAUUCAGCCCCACCCUCCCAGCUCUGGACAGUGCAGGGUGGACCCCAGGUCUCCUGCUGCCCUGCCACCUUGGCUGUCCCCUCCUCUGACCCUGCCCCUCAACACCCCUGCCCCAUGUGCCUGCUGCUUCCCUCCCACCCCGUCAGGCCUUGUUGGGGCCUUUGGAGUCUUGGUGCUGAACAACCUCCUGAAGGUCUACUUCUUCGUGGGCUGUACCAAGGACCCGCAGCAGUGGCCCCAGAAGGAGCGACUGCAGGCCCAAUGGGCCUCACUAGAGAUGGUGCACCUGGCAGGGCUAGCCCUGUUCCUGACCAUCGUGGGGGCCCGUGUGGCUGCCCUAGUAGUGCUUGAGUUCUCCCUCCGGGCUGUGUCCACACUGCUCUCCCUGGGCAAGGGCUCCCAGGGCGCUGAGAGGCUCCAGCUUUACGUGCUGUGCCAGUACUCGCUGGGCUGCGGGCUGACCUGCGGCCUCAGCUUCCUGCAGGCGGGUGCCCCUCACCGCACGCUAAACCUGCUGCUGGGCCUUGGGCUGGCCGCACUGCUGGGCUCAGGGGCCCGGCGCCUCCAGCGCCACGUCUGCCGCCUCUACGAGCUGCACAGCAGCCAGAACUACUGUGGAGUCUGCCUGGGCCUGUUGGCCAAUGCUCACAGCCUCCCCUGGCUUUUGGGCCGUGCCUUGGCCGUGGCCUUUGCUGUGGGUGACCUGGCAGCUGUGGCCCUCAUCAACCAGGACUUCCUGACCACCUCAGAGGCCGUGCGCUUCUGGACACCACUCACCAUCUGCUACACGCUGCUGGUCAUCUACAUGCAGGAGGAGCAGCGACAGCACCCCGGCAUGCAGGGCAUGCAGGGCCAGGUCCAAACGGUGCUGGUGCGCAUGGGCGGACUCUUCGUGCUGCUGCUGACUGUGGGCCGCUGGCUGGACCUCCUGGGCGUCCUCAUCUCCCUGCUGGGCGAGCUGUGGUGUCUGGCAGGCUCCCGCACCCUGCUCGACCUUUGCCAGAUCCAGGAUUUUCCAUUCCAGAGGCCUUCGGUGUCAAUGCCAAGCCAGCCCCAGCCCUCCGAAACUGCCCAGCCACAGAGGUCAGCUCCCUCCUGAUUCACCUUAAGGAGGAUUUGGAGUCUGUUUCAGGCCCACUUGGGCUGACCUGUCCCUUGAUCCUGGGACACUGCCUGAAGGACAAAGUAGCAGGCUUGGCCCCCCAGGGGUGGACACAGGGGACCCCUGCAGGGAGGGCAGGGUUUGGGGAUGGGGGCCUUGGAGAGAGGAACAACGGGGAGUCAUUUGGUUUAAUUCCUCUUUUUCUCAGGGUGGGUAAUGAACACAGCCCCUCGGACCUGCCUUCCUGGGCAGGACUGGGGCAUAGGGGGCACCCUCAGCAUGGCUUCCCCUGUACCAGCCUCCCCUGUCCUCCCCAUAAAUAAUAAAGGUGAUGAUUUUCUCAA
Molecule: messenger RNA, 1572 nt
Organism: Otolemur garnettii (small-eared galago)
Lineage: Eukaryota; Metazoa; Chordata; Mammalia; Primates; Galagidae
Gene: TMEM82
Product: transmembrane protein 82
Exons: 5
Coding region: 92-1225 (377 amino acids)
Source: RefSeq, a predicted model, not a curated record